This is a messenger RNA of Anoplopoma fimbria (sablefish), 4578 nucleotides long. It is a transcript of the gene atp6v0a2b, whose product is annotated as ATPase H+ transporting V0 subunit a2b. Gene Ontology annotation, biological process: vacuolar acidification; proton transmembrane transport. The transcript has 20 exons. The record is from RefSeq and is a predicted model, not a curated record. Lineage: Eukaryota; Metazoa; Chordata; Actinopteri; Perciformes; Anoplopomatidae. Gene Ontology annotation, molecular function: ATPase binding; proton-transporting ATPase activity, rotational mechanism. Gene Ontology annotation, cellular component: plasma membrane; vacuolar proton-transporting V-type ATPase, V0 domain; vacuolar proton-transporting V-type ATPase complex. Bases 540 to 3089 code for a protein of 849 amino acids.
UCAAGCACACAUGACAGGGAGUGUGUAGUGCGCAGACUCCAGGAGUCGAUGCUGAUUGGUCGAAGGUACUUCCACUGCUGUGGAACUGUGGAAGUUGAUUGUAUUCAACAGUUAGACAAGUGACGUGGAGUACUAUGGACACGACAAGCCAACAUCUGCUAACUACUUCAGGGACUAACAGACGGGCCGUGCUUACAUGAUUGAAUAUGUUACGUUAGCGGUUGAGUCGCAAUUUCAGAUUCAACUUUUAUCAAAGCAAGUUUUUUUCCUCCAAGAGCUGAAGACGCAGCGCUCACCGGCGGCUAAGUUAGCCUGCUAGCUAACAGGAGCAGCCCCGGUCCUGUGGGUAACGUUAGCUAUCUAAAGUCAGCGUUAUGCAAAUUACACACGUUAUCACCGCCGGAGCUCAAACAUUAAAAGCACGAACAAGGCCUUGACUAACCGGCCUUGACGUCGUACACUGUACAGGCACCGCAUUGGUUAGCGUGCUAGCAUUAGCCUUCAGCUCACGUUAGCAGGGACACCUCCGAGCUGUCAGAAUGAGCUCUCUGCUCCGGGGGGAGGAGAUGUGUCUGGCCCAACUGUUUCUACAGUCCGGGUCUGCGUACGACUGCAUCAGUGAACUUGGAGAACUGGCUCUGGUGGAGUUCAGAGACCUCAAUCCCAGUGUUAACACAUUCCAGCGGAAACAUGUCAAUGAGAUAAAAAAAUGUGAAGAGAUGGAGAGGAUCCUUGGAUACCUUCUGAGGGAAGUCAAGAGAGCAGACAUUUCACUGCCAGAAGGAGAUGUGAACCCAGUUGCUCCUUUACCCAAGCAUGUCAUGGCUAUAAUGGAGCAGCUGCAGAGGCUAGAGGUAGAGUUAGGUGAAGUCACCAGGAAUAAGGAGAAGCUGCAGAGAAAUCUGCUGGAGCUGACGGAGUACACUCACAUGCUGCGUAUCAGCCGUACCUUUGUACAGCGAACAUCGGAGCGAGAGCCCCUACAAGUUCAGUAUGAGGAGUUUCCCUUUCUAGAAAAAGACACAAUGAUGGACUACAGCAGCAUGCAGAGGCUCGGAGCCAAACUUGGUUUCAUUUCUGGGCUGAUUAAGCGGACAAAGAUCGAGGCCUUUGAGCGGAUGCUUUGGAGAGUAUGUAAAGGCUACACCAUCCUCAGCUAUGCUGAGGUUGACGAGUAUUUGGAAGAUCCUGAUACGGGUGAGCCUACCAAAAGUGUGGUGUUCUUGAUCUCUUACUGGGGCGACCAAAUUGGUCAGAAAGUGAAGAAGAUCUCUGACUGCUACCACUGCCACUUGUAUCCCUAUCCCAGUAGCAAUGAGGAGAGGAAUGAUGUCGUGGAAGGGCUAAGAACUCGCAUUCAGGACCUGCACACAGUACUUCAUAGGACCGAGGACUACCUGAAACAGGUCUUGAUGAAAGCCUCAGAAUCUGUCUACACCUGGGUCAUCCAGGUCAAGAAGAUGAAGGCCAUCUACUAUAUUCUGAAUCUGUGCAGUUUUGACGUCACCAACAAGUGUCUGAUUUCUGAGGUUUGGUGUCCUGUCAAUGAUAUUCCCACGCUGCGGAGAGCGCUCGAAGAAGGAUCGAGAAAAAGCGGAGCGACAGUUCCCUCCUUUGUCAAUCGUAUCCCCACCAACGACACUCCCCCCACCCUGAUGAGGACCAACAAAUUUACCUCUGGCUUCCAGAACAUUGUGGACGCUUAUGGAGUCGGCAAUUACAGAGAGGUGAACCCUGCUCCUUUCACAAUCAUCACCUUCCCGUUCCUGUUUGCUGUGAUGUUUGGGGAUCUGGGUCAUGGAGUUAUCAUGGCUGCGUUUGCUCUCUGGAUGGUCCUGUAUGAGAACAACCGCAAACUUAAAAACACCAGGAAUGAGAUCUGGAACACAUUCUUUGAGGGGCGUUAUAUCAUCCUGAUGAUGGGCCUCUUCUCCAUCUACACUGGCCUUAUAUACAAUGACUGCUUCUCAAAGUCCCUUAACAUCUUUGGUUCAGGAUGGAAUGUGUCAGCCAUGUUCAGGGCCGAGGUGUGGAAGGAUGCUGAUAUCAGAGGGCACCGGUUUCUCACACUGGAUCCGAAUGUUACGGGAGUUUUCAACGGACCUUACCCUCUGGGAAUUGACCCGAUUUGGAACUUGGCAACCAACCGCCUCACAUUUCUGAACUCCUAUAAGAUGAAGAUGUCAGUGAUAAUGGGCGUCAUACACAUGAGCUUCGGGGUCAUCCUCAGCACUUAUAAUCAUUUGCACUUUAGGAAGAAGCACAACCUGUACUUGGUGUUUCUCCCUGAGCUUCUGUUCCUGCUGUCUCUGUUCGGCUACCUGGUGUUCAUGAUAUUCUACAAGUGGCUGGUCUUCACUGCAAAGGACUCCAGAGAGGCUCCAAGCAUCCUCAUCCACUUCAUAAACAUGUUCAUCAUGCAGGGUGACACAGUGCAGCCCCUCUACCCAGGGCAGACUGGCCUGCAGGUAUUUCUGGUGGUCAUUGCGGUUCUCUCCGUGCCUGUGUUACUCCUGGGGAAACCCGUCUACCUUUAUUGGCUUAAACAUGGAAGCCACCGCAUAGGAAUGUACAGGGGAUAUGAGCGUGUGCGGCGUAACAGUGAAGAGGAGCUUUACCUGAUGAGGGCUCAUGACAUGGAGGAGGGCAGCAGUCACAGCGAUCUCUCCACUAGUGGAGAGCGUCAGGCAGAGGAGUUUGACUUUGCAGAUGAGUUGCUGCAUCAGGCCAUCCACACUAUAGAGUAUUGCCUUGGUUGCGUCUCCAACACAGCCUCCUACCUGCGGCUCUGGGCUCUGAGCCUAGCACAUGCCCAGCUGUCGGAGGUGCUGUGGGCCAUGGUAAUGCGAGUAGGACUACGAAUGGACACCAGUCUCGGGGUUUUAUUCCUGGUGCCUGUGUUUGGCCUGUUUGCCGUUCUUACCGUUUCCAUCCUCCUGGUAAUGGAGGGUCUGUCUGCAUUCCUUCAUGCUCUCCGCCUGCACUGGGUGGAGUUUCAGAACAAAUUCUACAGUGGGACUGGAGUGAAGUUUUGCCCCUUUUCCUUCUCUCUCUUACCCUCCAGCUUUGAGCAAGAUGGGUUACUGUGAAGGGACUGCCUGAUAAUAGUGUUGGGUGGUAAACUGAGCCAAAAAGCCCAUGCUUAUAAAGACACAUUCUAGAGAAGUCAUGAGGAGAUUAGGAAUCUUGUCAUCUUUUGAUCCUUUGUUAUGUUAAGAAAUUCUGUAGUUCGCUUCACAAACUUGGACUGGACUGAAACACACUGCUUUCCCAACUGUUUAAAAAAUGCAGACAUUAGGGUGUGCUGUUGAGAAAUGUUUUCUUAUUGCAAAUGUAUAUAACAAAGGGUAUUUUGUACCAGCAUCAGUUUGCACGCAUUCACAUUUUCACUGCAGGUAAAAUGUGAGGUUCAAAUUUAAAAUGUAACACAUAUCCCAAAAACCUUCAAUUUUCGAAUGAGGCAUUAUGGGUAACAGUUGUUGAUGUCGAUUGUAUGGAAAACCACAUCAACCAAACUUGAAAUAAUUAAGUAAAAAAAAAAAACAUGAAAUAAGUUAAGAGUAAUAAGCAAAUGGUGUCCCCAAGAUAUGGCGACACAGCCAACAUUUGUUAGGAUAAAUCUGGUUUUGGUCUUUUCAUGGAAUUUGUUCUUUAUUAUUAUUAUUGUAUUUCCUGGCAGAUCUGGUUGUCAUAAUGAAUAAUGGGCCACCUUUCAGUUGCAUAGCUUUUGCUCCACUUUUUGUUGCACUGAGUGCCUUACAGAAGUACAACCAAAUGACAACAUACUGUGCCGUUUUUCAGUUUCCCCUUUGUUUCCCUGUGUGGUACCAAAACAGUGCAGAGGAUCUUGACUUGUUAGUAUUGAAAAGUGCUCUGGCAGGUUCGUGAUGAGAUGUAUAUACUUUUACAGAAAUGUUUUUUAAUUUAUUAUAUUUUAAAAUGUUGUAUCAGAAUUAAAAAUGAAUGUUAAUGGGGAUAAGAUUUUUACUUUUAUGCAUUCACAGUGUUGCCUAUGCAUCUGUUGCUUACUGACCAAUUUUACAUUCCACUCAUUUGUAGACUCACCUAUGCUGGCGACAGCCCGUAGUUUGAAAGAUUCUUUAUUCAUUUUUAACACUGGGGCCAGGCUGUAUUUAAUCACAUUAGGAGAUCAUUGAAUUAUGUACUAAUAACAGCCAUUAGUAGUAUUUGCUAAUUAUAUUACGUUUUUAGUAUUGUAUGGAAUUGGUAUUUGAAAUUUUGCCAAGGGAAAGAGAUGUAAUUGUUGUCAUCAUUGCAAAAUUAAUUGGAAACACAUUUUGCUAAAGUAAGAUACUGCCACACAUUUUUGAAAGUCAUGAUCUUGUGUGUCAAGUUUUAACAGUGGAAAAAUAAUGUGUUAAAUCAAGUGUCAGUCAAUGCUUUAUCAGCAAUUAGUUGCCUGUGUAGUUAACAUUAAAUGUUAUAUGGGUUGGUUGAAGGGGUAUUGCUUGCCAUUCAUUUUAAUAUUAAGAAUCUUUUUUCAUUGACAAGCACUCCAUGUUCUAAUUCUUUUGAGAAAAUCAUCCUCAUGUCAAUAAUAAAUUGUAUUUCUUUGAG